Messenger RNA from Pollicipes pollicipes, 2009 nucleotides. RefSeq names its product phospholipase A2. Lineage: Eukaryota; Metazoa; Arthropoda; Thecostraca; Pollicipedomorpha; Pollicipedidae. The transcript is spliced from 6 exons. The coding region runs from base 165 to 929 and encodes 254 amino acids. Gene Ontology annotation, molecular function: A2-type glycerophospholipase activity. Gene Ontology annotation, biological process: arachidonate secretion; phospholipid metabolic process. The record is from RefSeq and is a predicted model, not a curated record.
CGGAGCACAGCCACCGAUCGGCUGCUGUUGGAGCGGACGCAGCGUGGCGGCGACCGAUCCCGGCCUGUGCCGCGGGGCCUGUUCUGGUGCCCCGUGACCCCAGCGGCGCCUGGAGCAGCGACCCCGCAGACCUGAGCACCGGCGAUCUGACGUAGCGGCGCAGGAUGUCAAAAGGUGCGUUGUUGCUGCUGGCCCUGCAGCUGAUCAUCACUGCCAGCAGUGAGAUAAUCGUCACUCGCAGCGUGAUCGAUGGACUCUGCCAACGGAUGUCGCUCUCGAGAGGGCACCGGAUCUGUGAUCGCCUCAGCAGGCGCAGGAGGUCGGCCGAUGUGUCUGCCUUCGUCUCUGAUGCUGCUAUCGACAACCUGAUGAAGUCGACGAUGCCUGGGACCAAAUGGUGCGGCGCAGGCAGCGCGGCCACAAGCUAUGACGACCUGGGGCCGGCCGAAGCGACCGACCGAUGCUGCCGUGACCACGACCACUGCCCGCUCUGGCUCGCCGCCGGCCAGACCAGCCGGGGCGCCACCAACACCAUGCCCUACACGGCGUCAUCUUGUCGAUGCGACGCCAGUUUCUUCCGAUGCCUGCGACGAGCUCAUUCUCCGGCUUCCCAGCUUGUUGGAGAGCUGUUUUUCAACGUGCUGCAUCCAAAAUGUCUCGUAACAGUGCGCAACGCCCGUCAGGUAGCACCACCCAGGCUUGAGGACGAGCGCCAUCCCGGUGAGGACAGAAGCGAGUCUGGGAAGGAUUGCAAUGAGCGCAAUGAGGACUUCAAUGGGCCUGAUGAGUGGGGCCGGCUGGCGCUGGUGGAGAGCAGCCUGCAGGGUCAGUACCCCGACCUGCCCAAGCACGACACCCAGCUGGCCAGAAACGCCGAGGAUAUGGCCGCCCAGAUGUUGGACCUCCUGAUCCAGGGUCAGGAGCCGUGAUCUGGACCUCCUGAUCCAAGGUCGUAAGCCGUGAACUCGGGGCUUCUGAUCCAGGGUUAGGAGCCGUGAUCAGGACCUCCUGAUACAGAGUCAGGAGCCGUGAGCGGAGGGGCUUAUAAUUCAGGACCAGGAUCCGUGACCGGGACCUCCUGAUCAAGGAUCAGGAGUUGCGACCGGGCCUCGUGAUCCAGGGUCACGAGAUUUGAUCAGGUCUCCUAAUCCAGCGUCAGGCGUCUGAUCGGGUCUCCUGGUCCAAGACCAGGAAUCGUGACCGGAACCUCAUCCAGGAUCACGAGUGCCGUGAGCUGUGAACCUUCUGAUCAAGAGUCAGGAGCCGCGACACAGGUGUCCUGGUCCAGAGUCAGGAACUGUGGGCGAGAGCCUCACAUCAUUCAGUCACGGUUCCUGCAUCACCAGGAACCGUGGCUGCACUCCUGAUCCAAAAUCAAGUGCCGCGACUGGACCUGGUCUCGGAACAAAAGAGUAGCGAUUGGAAUCAAUGGAAUCGUGCUUCCUCCUUCAGCCAACCACUGUUACCCAGGCAUUACAUUCGUACGAGUGUGCUCUACCCGAGGUCGUAACGUGGUCCUUAUAAAUGUGUAUGCAAACAAAUAUGAAAUGCGUUGUCUUGCGCAUUUAUGACAAGCGUCGUAGUCAAAACAUUUAGUUGUCAGUAGCACCAUCGCAAAGUUUAGGACUUCAAAAGACUGGUUAACUGACAUCACGCGCAUUGCUCCGGACCGCCUGCACUCCGGUCCAAAACGGCAAAAAAUUAGGUGAAAAUCCGGACAAGGCUGAAUCGCAAAUCAAAUGCAGUACAUUCAAAAAAUUUAUUCCUGUUCACUUGCACAUUAACUUAGCAGAUCAGUUGUGUCUCAGACAGGAAAUGGAGUCAUUAUCUACGGAUUUCAUCAGUAAAACACGUCAUUGCUCGUAAUACACUCAGCAUAGCGUCCCAUGUGGUGCAUGCAUGAUACGCGCGUAUAACGACUGACAGGGCAUAUUUUGACGCUGUGCAAUGCUGCUGUGCCAUGGGAAAGUAGGCCGGUGGCCAGCUGAAUAAAUCGAAACCACAUCUCA